AAGAAGAAUAAGAAGGUAGGAACCUUUACAGUUGUUCCCACUCGGACUCAUACACGAGUCGGACAGUAUUACAAUCGGCUCCCGUUAUUUUCUUAUAUUAUGCGGCGUGAAAUAACCGGUGAAUGUUCCGCCGGUCGGUGCUUGUUUUGUUAAAUGUUGAGUUUUCUCAGCCGUCGGCUCGGUUUGUGACGCUGAACACAGAGCUAAAGCUAAAGCUAAAGCUAAAGCUGGUUACAGAGUGCUACGUGUACAGUAACCGUUAACCGAAGCAGAGACGUGAAUCCAGAAUUAACCGGUUAGAAACACAGAUUUAUAACUUUAUAGCCUACUGAGCAAAUGUGUACCUGCCGUAAAACCGGACUAACGGAGGGUUUACCCGGAGAAGAGUUAGCAAAGAGUUAGCAUGGAGGGCAGUUUGUGCUGCGGGAUGGACGAGUGAAAAACUCUGAAUAUAACCGGGUUUAAACUCGGUUUGUUUUUCUCCUGCUGCUGAUUUUAUGUUUGUUUAAAGAAGUGAAGUUUCAUCUUUAUAACCGGACUGAAAUCAUUCAGCUGUGAGUCUGUAAAGAUGAUGUAUUCAUCGAGAAGGAAGCCUGUCCUCUACUUUAAAGAGGAGAGAAGCAGGUUCCUGUCGGGGAAAUGUACGAUCUACAAGCUGUUCGGUCUCUGCAUGGUGCUGGUGCUCGUCUCUCUGCUCUGGCUGCAGCUCAGCUGUUCAGGCGAGAUGUCGGCCUCCAUGAACAACGACGGACGCCUCCAGCAGCAGCAGCAGCAGCAGCAGCCGCCGCCGCCGCCCUGCCCGGCUGACAGUCGGGCGUCCGCGGCGGACGACCCCUCCUGGGGUCCUCACAAACUGGCCAUCAUCGUCCCGUUCAGAGAGCGCUUCGAGGAGCUGCUGCAGUUCGUUCCCUUCAUGCACACGUUCCUCAACAAGAAGAAGAUCCGCCACAAGAUCAUGAUCAUCAACCAGGUGGAUCACUACAGAUUCAACCGAGCGUCUCUGAUCAACGUCGGCUACAUGGAGAGCGGUAACGACACCGACUACCUGGCCAUGCACGACGUGGACCUGCUGCCUCUGAACGAAGCUCUGGAUUACGGUUUCCCGGAGGACGGACCUUUCCACGUGGCCUCGCCCGAGCUGCACCCGCUGUAUCACUACAAGACCUACGUAGGAGGAAUCCUGCUGCUCACCAAGAAGCAUUACUACAUGUGUAACGGGAUGUCGAACCGGUUCUGGGGUUGGGGCAGAGAGGACGACGAGUUCUACAGGAGACUGAGAAAAGCUGAACUUCAGCUGUUCAGACCGAGCGGCAUCACUACAGGAUAUAAAACCUUCAUGCACAUCCACGACCCGGCCUGGAGGAAGAGAGACCAGAAGAGAGUCGCAGCGCAGAAACAGGAGCAGUUUAAAGUGGAUCCGGAGGGCGGACUGACGAACCUUCGUUACCUGGUGGAGUCCCGACAGGAGCUGACGAUCAGCGGCGCUCCCUGCACCGUCAUCAACACCAAACUGGAGUGCGACCAGAACCAGACACCCUGGUGUCUUCUGAGUUAGAGGACAGACGCAGGACGGAGAUCUGGCUUCGUUCUCCGAGAGGCUUUAAUGUUUUUUUUGUUUCCGGUUUGUGCAGAGCGACUUUUAUCUUGUUUUUUUUGUUUGUUUUUUUACUGAAAAGCACUGACAGAUCUGCAGCUGCACCGAGCGGAGAUGAAGAAAUCAACUGUUGCUUUACUGGUACAAAUCUUUAGUUUAAUAUCCCCUGAGGAUUAAACAAACUACAUUUCCCUCUUUUCAGGUACAUCGACAAUAAAACUGCUGUUUCACAAGCCAAUAAAACAUCACAGUGGACUAAAACCUUCUAACGACGGUCACUGAACCGUCAGGCUGGUCGGUUCAGUCUCCGACACGUGUUGUUUUCUCACCAACAGCAGAACUGAACUGGAAAAUCCACCUCAGCGGAGCAGACGGAGACGGACUGUUACUCAGCUGUUUUUUUCUGAGCCAAACCAGACCAAGCUGAACUGAACUAAAUAGAGGAGCAUGGCCAAAAUCAGCUGUUAAAUUUUAUGUCAUUAUUAUUUUUUUUUUUUUUUUUUUGGUAUGUGCGGGCAUGGUGUGAAUGCAAACUUAAAAGUCUAUAUUUUAUAUUCUGGGCUUGUGCAAAAGGAGCAGAGAUGGCGGAGGGACGCCGAUGCUAACGAAGCAUGCUUCACCUGAUAUCUCAAACAUCUGCCAAAUACACAUCACACUGUAACACCAGAGAGAGGUUCACUUUCACUUUGAUCCAUGUCGGACAGAAGGAUCACAUCUCAAACUCCUUUUAAAAAAACAAAAAACAAAAAGUAUUUCACAAAACUCUGACUACUAAAGCUUCAAAAAUAUCUCAUGAUGUUUUUAUUUUCCUGCUGACAGUGUUACAGUGAAGACAGUGAGGUCUAAAUCUGAUUUAAACUCUUCUUAAUGUGGCGGGGAAAAGCAGGAAGUGUGCGUUUUAUUUUGUUUUUACAGAAAGUCCCUCUACAAAGUAAACUGAGCCAAACUGAACUGAGCUGAAUCAGAUGAUGAUGAUGAUGCUGAGACGGUCUAGUAAUAUCAGCAUAACUGGUUUCAUAUUUUU
Molecule: messenger RNA, 2618 nt
Organism: Thunnus maccoyii (southern bluefin tuna)
Lineage: Eukaryota; Metazoa; Chordata; Actinopteri; Scombriformes; Scombridae
Gene: b4galt7
Product: xylosylprotein beta 1,4-galactosyltransferase, polypeptide 7 (galactosyltransferase I)
Exons: 6
Coding region: 569-1555 (328 amino acids)
Biological process (GO): proteoglycan biosynthetic process; carbohydrate metabolic process
Molecular function (GO): xylosylprotein 4-beta-galactosyltransferase activity
Source: RefSeq, a predicted model, not a curated record